AUGAACGCGAUAUCUAAGUCAUCAGCAGACUACAGUCCAGACGCUCCAGAGAUACCUGAGCUGAUCAAGGCUAUCUUGACCGAGUACAGUGGCAUACCGGAAGACGAGAUUGUCCAGCAUGUUCAGGAAGUGCGAGACAAAGGAUGGAAGGUCUUCCAGUAUCCCUGCCUGGGCGUUUAUAGCUUCCUCAACCUGAGGAUUGUCGAUGCUCCGCAAUACCAGGAUGUCUUGCAGCAUGUCAAGAACGGUGCGACGAUUCUCGAUCUAGGAUGCUGUUUCGGCCAAAUGAUACGAAAGCUGGUCUUCGAUGGCGCUCCAGGCGAAAACGUGACUGGCAGCGAACUGGAGCCGACAUUUGUCGAUUUGGGCUAUGAGCUGUUCCGAGACAAGCAAAAUCUGAACGCAGCGUUCAAGACGGGCGAUUUCUUCGGCGCAGAUGUUGGUGGUCUGAAAGGCAUGUCGUUCGACUACAUUUUCGCAGCAUCGUUCUUCCACAUCUUCACAUGGGAGGAGCAGGUAGAGGCAAUGUCCCGCGCGGUUGGGUUGCUGAAGCAGAAGCCAGGUUCAAUGAUAUUUGGAUGGCAGACCGGGUCUAAGACCCCCAGACUGCGGCCACAUGACGCUGCCCGAUCUGGCGAGAUGUACAGUCAUAACGAACAAUCGCUCGAGAAGCUGGUAUCUGAAGUUGCUGAGAAAACGGGCGUGGAGCUAAGUACGAAAGUUGACGUUGUUGGCCGUGCAACGAGCGCAGAUUCUCAAGAUGACGACGAAUGGCGGUAUAUGAGAUUCUCCAUCACGAGGUGUUGA
Molecule: messenger RNA, 807 nt
Organism: Zasmidium cellare ATCC 36951
Lineage: Eukaryota; Fungi; Ascomycota; Dothideomycetes; Mycosphaerellales; Mycosphaerellaceae
Exons: 2
Coding region: 1-807 (268 amino acids)
Source: RefSeq, a predicted model, not a curated record